AUGAAGAAGUGUCGUCCACCACCAAUUGUUGCAAUUCGUAAGGAAUGGCCAGAAGCCGCCAUCCAUGUAAGAGAUGGGACCAAACACAAUAUGCCUCAUGAGCGAUAUAACAAAAAGCAUCAAGACCCCCAAGAGUGGCGUAUAACGAAGGUAACGACGGAAGUAAAGACGAAGAAUACUUAA
Molecule: messenger RNA, 183 nt
Organism: Clunio marinus
Lineage: Eukaryota; Metazoa; Arthropoda; Insecta; Diptera; Chironomidae
Source: the annotation of a GenBank genome assembly